Pistacia vera is the source of this 910-nucleotide messenger RNA. RefSeq lists its product as uncharacterized. The transcript is spliced from 5 exons. Lineage: Eukaryota; Viridiplantae; Streptophyta; Magnoliopsida; Sapindales; Anacardiaceae. The record is from RefSeq and is a predicted model, not a curated record. Bases 29 to 910 code for a protein of 293 amino acids.
ACUCGUAGCUUUUACAUACUCUGAAAAUAUGCAACCUCACUUCAAUUCCUUUCCCCAUCAAAUCCAGUCUAAUUCUUCCACUCCUCAGCUUCCUCACCAGGGUUUCAAUUCUAACAUGUUACAAAAUUCAAUGCCACUUCAACCUCAAAUGGGUAUUUUAAAUCCUCAAUUUCCGUUUAAUUUAGGUAAUGGGCAAGCCAUGCCCAUGCCCAUGCCCAAUAUGCAAGCACCAUUGAUGACUCAACCUAAUUUCAUGAAUGCUCAAAACCCUUUUGUUUUCUCACAAAAUAAUCAUCUGGGUAUGCCCCAAUUGCCGCCCAUGUCUCAACCACAACAUAAUUUGAAUAAUGUUCCCAUGUUUCCGGGUACUGGACAAAUGUUUGGUUGUAAUUUAUCAAAUUUGCCUCAACACCUUAGCCAAAACAUGGCUUUGCAAAACUUGAAUCAACUUGUGUCUAUGCAAAUGGCGAAUCCUGCCUUUUUGGGGAAUCCGCAGUUUGGUCUUGUGCAUAGUAAUGGUGUUGGGCAAAAUGUAAACCAAAACCGGCAAAAUUUGGUUCAGCCAGUAGUGGAUGCAAAUGGGUCGAUACCAUCGCCUUCAAGUAGAACACAGCAAAACCAGAACUCGCAGCCUUCUGUUUUUGCAAGGUCUCAGGGGAAUUCUAUUAGAAAUGGUCAGGGUAAUGCUUCAAAUAACAAUUGGAAAAAUGGUUCAGGGAAAAAUUUUGUAAGAAAUCCAAAAAGAGAGCACUCACGGGGGUUUCAGAAGUCUCAAUUACAUCAUGGGGAUGAUGCAAAGAGAAAAUAUGGGUUUCAUAAUAACCACAAAGCAAAAGGACAUCGCAAUGAGAUGACUGCAAAAUUUGGUCAGGCUAAUCAUUUGAACCAACCUAAGGAAAAGAAAAGGUAA